This is a messenger RNA of Brettanomyces bruxellensis, 4806 nucleotides long. RefSeq lists its product as uncharacterized. Gene Ontology annotation, cellular component: nucleus. The transcript has a single exon. Lineage: Eukaryota; Fungi; Ascomycota; Pichiomycetes; Pichiales; Pichiaceae. The record is from RefSeq and is a predicted model, not a curated record. Bases 1 to 4806 code for a protein of 1601 amino acids. Gene Ontology annotation, biological process: positive regulation of transcription by RNA polymerase II. Gene Ontology annotation, molecular function: DNA binding; ATP-dependent chromatin remodeler activity; histone binding.
AUGGAACUUCCAUCCACUGCACAACCUUCGCGAAAACAAGGUGCUCAGAACGCGUCUGCAUCGGACGGGUCGCGUCGAAGUUUAACGGGACCGCAAAUUCAGGAGAUAUGCCGGAGAUUGCAGCAGAUGAAGGCACAGCAUGGAAAUGGGGUGAACCGGAUUCCGGAGUAUGUUCAGCUGGCCACGAUAUUGGCACAGGAUCCGGGAUUCCAGAGGCAGCUGAGGGCCCACAUGCAGCAUCAGCAGUUGAAGCGGGUGGGAAAUCAAAAUGUGAAUGGUCAGAAUAUGAAUGGUCAGGGUAUGAAUAACCAGAAUAUGAAUAACCAAAAUAUGAAUGGCCAGAAUAUGAAUACCGCUAACAUGAACAUGAAUAUGAACAUGAACAACCAGAAUAUGAAUAAUCAGAACAUGAACAACCAAAACAUGAACAACCAAAACAUGAACAACCAAAACAUGAACAUGAAUAUGAAUACGAACAUGAACAUGAACAUGAACAUGAACACGAACAUGAACACGAACAUGAACACAAACACAAACACAAACACAAACAUAAACACAAACACAAACAUAAACAUGAAUACUGACCCAAACAGCGGCAAAAAUAUGGGCUUUACAAUGAACGGCAGCCGGUCUUCGUCGAACUCGCCCCAAUCAGCCGGCCGGGGCACACAGAUGGCAUUCCAGCACUUUCUGGCGAACAACUCGCCCCAUUCGAGCGGGUCGUCACCUCGUCCCGGGCAGACAUCGUCGAUUUUCACGGGCCAGCAGUCGCAAAUCCUGAAAUUCCAGAUUGCGGCAUUCAAACGGUUCAUUCAGAACCAGCCGAUAGUGUCAGAGGUGGCGAACGUGAUCAACUUCGCGUACCAGCAGCUUGGGCAGCAGCGGCAGCCGAAGCCGAAGGGGAAGCCAAAGGCGAAGAAGGCGAAGCGGAAGACUCAGCCGAAGAAGAAGAAGCGGGUGAAGAAGGCUGGAGGAAAGAAGAAGAAAGGUGGGCAGGGGGCAGGCACUGGAGCAGGACCAGUUCCUCAAGUGACAACUUCAGUUCCCCAAGUGACAACUUCAGUUCCCCAAGUGACAACUUCAGUUCCCCAAGUAACAACUGCAUCACUUUCCCAAGUAACAACUGCAUCACUUCCCCGUGCUUCUGCUGCCUCAUCACUUCCCCAUGCUUCAACUUCUUCAACACCUCCCGUCGGCCUCCCACCUCAUCCCCCCGUCUCUCUCAGAAUGCUGACGGAGCAUUUUCCAGCAGUGAAGAACGUGGUGGCCACACAGAACCCCCUGGAGUACGUGGACAGCUACACGAUCCCAGAGAUGGCCGGUGAGGUGCCGUUCGAGUACCUUGAGGACGCGAAAUCGAAGGUCAUCACACCGUCGGUGCUGCCGCGGCCGAUCGACGUGGGUGCAGCCCGGCAGACAGAGCUACUUGCAGGGGCCCUAUUGUAUGAUGCGAUGGUGAAGAAGGAGAAAGAGGGGACAAAUGCAGAAAGUAUGGAAGCAGAACUCGCGGACUUGCUCCCUCUGCAGACAGCCACCAGGGGCUACGUGCUGGCGUGCGUGUUCCACCAGAAUCUGCUCCUCACGAAUCACCUCCCGAACUUCUCGGCCAAGACACGCGGGGUGAGCCUGGCGGACGCGUCGGUGGUGGCAGCCCUAGACGAGGAGCAGGCUCGGAACGCCCGGCAGGCGCGGUGGCGGCGUGUGGCGGACCGCCGGCGGCACCUCCUCGACGUCACCGCGGGCCACCGCACGGUGCUCGCGGGCAGGCGGGUCCGGUAUCGCCGGCUGGGCCGCCAGGUAGCUGCCGUGCACACGCAGACCGAGAAGGAGGAACAGAAGCGGGUCGAGCGGAAUGCCCGGCGUAGAUUGCAGGCCUUGAAGGCCAACGAUGAGGAGGCGUACGUGAAGUUGUUGGACCAGACCAAGGAUACACGUAUCACGCACAUUUUGAGGCAGACAAAUUCGUUUUUGCAGAGCUUGACGGAGGCCGUGAAAACGCAGCAGCGGGACACGGAGGAGCGGAUGGAGAGCAGCGGGCACGUGGAGGUGGACGGGGAGGUGCCUGGUGAGGCGUCGGGAGCUACUGGGGAGGCUGGGGCGGUCCCUGGCGGGGCCACCGGGGCGCCUGGUAACGUGUCCGCAGAGAGCCCAGUGGAAUCCACCCCGCAGCCUACCUCCUACUACGGCGUCGCCCACCGCAUAAAAGAGACAGUCCUCCACCAGCCCAACAUGCUCGUCGGCGGGCAGCUCAAGGAGUACCAGAUCAAGGGCUUGGAGUGGAUGGUCUCCCUCUUCAACAACCACUUGAACGGCAUUCUCGCAGACGAGAUGGGCCUCGGCAAGACGAUCCAGACCAUCGCAUUGCUCACGUACAUCUACGAGAAGAAGAACAUCCACGGCCCAUUCUUGAUCAUCGUGCCACUAAGCACGUUGUCGAACUGGAACCUAGAGUUCGACAAGUGGGCGCCCGGGUUGAGGAUGAUCAGCUACAAGGGCCCACCACCAGUCAGGAAGGAGCUCGCGAAACGCGUCAGGGCAAGAGACUUUGAUGUGCUCCUCACGACGUACGAGUACGUGAUCCGCGACAAGCACAUCCUCUCGAAGAUCCGGUGGGUGCAUAUGAUCAUUGACGAGGGCCACCGGAUGAAGAACACCAAGUCGAAGCUCUCGUACACGCUGACGGAGCACUACCACUCGGACUACCGGUUGAUCUUGACGGGCACGCCGUUGCAGAACAACUUGCCGGAGCUCUGGGCGUUGCUCAACUUCGUGCUCCCGAAGAUCUUCAACUCGGUCAAGUCCUUCGAUGAGUGGUUCAACUCGCCGUUUGCCAACGCCGGGUCCCAGGACAAGAUCGCAUUGUCCGAGGAGGAGACCUUGUUGGUGAUCCGCCGGCUCCACAAGGUGUUGCGGCCAUUCAUCUUGCGGCGGCUCAAGAAGGACGUCGAGAAGGACUUGCCCGACAAGGUGGAGAACGUCAUCAAAUGCAAGAAGUCCGGGCUCCAGGCCCGUAUGUACCACCAGAUGUUGAAGUACAACAAGCUCUUUGUCGGAGACCAGUCGUCCAAGAAGCCCGUCGGCAUCAAGGGCAUGAACAACAAGCUCAUGCAGCUCCGCAAGAUCUGCAACCACCCCUUCGUGUUCAGCGCCAUCGAGGACAUGAUCAACCCGCAGGGCUACACCAACGACCUCAUCUGGCGUGUGUCGGGCAAGUUCGAACUCCUGGACCGCGUGCUCCCCAAAUUCAGGCGGGCCGGCCACCGCGUGCUCAUUUUCUUCCAGAUGACCCAGAUCAUGGACAUCAUGGAGGACUACAUGCGUAUGCGCGGCAUGAUGUACCUCCGGUUGGACGGAGACACCAAGGCCGACGACCGUACCGGCCUAUUGCGGAUGUUCAACGCUCCGGAUUCGCCGUACUUCUUCUUCCUCCUCUCGACAAGGGCCGGUGGGCUUGGGUUGAACUUGCAAAGUGCAGAUACUGUGGUGAUCUUCGACACGGACUGGAACCCGCACCAGGACCUCCAGGCCCAGGACAGGGCCCACCGGAUAGGCCAGAAGCACGAGGUCCGCAUCCUGCGGUUGAUCACCAGCGACUCCAUCGAGGAGUACAUCUUGCAGAAGGCCCAGCAGAAGUUGGACAUCGACGGCAAGGUCAUCCAGGCCGGAAAGUUCGACCAGAAGUCCACCUCCGAGGAGCAGGAGGCCUUGCUCCGUAAGUUGCUCGAGACCGAGGACUCCCAAGACGUCCAAGCCGACGAUCUCACGGACCUCCAGCUCAACAAGUUGCUCGCGCGCAACGACGGCGAGUUGCAGCUCUUCAUGAAGAUGGACCACGACAGGGAGUCCGACUGGGGCCAAAAGCCUCGCUUGUACACCGAGCAGGAGUUACCCGAGGUGUACAACCGCGAACCCACGCCCGAGAACCACCUGCAGGAGGUUCUAGACUACGGCAAGACCCGCCGGGUUCGCAAGGUGCACUACGACGAGACCAUGACCGAGGAGCAGUGGCUCAAGUCGAUCGACGGCUAUGUCACCGACGACGAUGCCGAUCGGCCCAAGCCAGGACGCAAGCGUGGCCGCAAGAGGAAGGCUGAGAGCGAGAAGAGUGUGGAAAACGAGACAGCCGUGAAGAAAGAAGCUUCCUCUUCUCCCUCGUCGUCCUCCCCACCGCCGAAAAAACACAAGUCUUCAUCCUCGGCCCCUCCAGACGACAUGACCCUCCCGGAGGAUGCCCCUACCAUCAAAAGAAGAGGCCGCCGCCGCCGCUACAAAGUGUCCCCGCCCGUGUGCAGAAAGCCAACGGACCAAUCACCACUCACCACGUACGAGCAGCGGGCUGACCUCCAGAGGCUCAUCACCAAGGUAUACAACAGCCUCAUCCGGUACGUUUCGGACGACGGCCGGCAGCUGGCGGCGAUCUUCUUCGUCAAACCGGCCAAACGCGUCUAUCCGGACUAUUACGUCAUCAUCCGCCACCCGCUCGCCUUCGACGACAUCAGGCGGAAGAUCAGGGCUGAGGUGUACUGGUCUUUGGACGAGUUCAUCUUCGAUGUGCACACCAUGUUCAAGAAUGCCCGCAUCUACAACCAGGAGGGCUCUCUGAUCUACCACGAUGCCCAGUUCCUGGAGGAUCUGGCCUUGAAUGCCUUCAAGGACCACACGGGUAGGACUCUCGACUUUGCUUCUUUUGACAAGGAGUUUGGCUUGACCAAGGAGGAGUUUCUCAAGGCCACCCGCGGGAUCCAGGAGGCUGCCAGCGGCAACUCCACCCGGGCUGCCACUCCCGAGCACAAGCUCGCCCAUUAA